Molecule: messenger RNA, 4364 nt
Organism: Sebastes umbrosus (honeycomb rockfish)
Lineage: Eukaryota; Metazoa; Chordata; Actinopteri; Perciformes; Sebastidae
Product: leukemia inhibitory factor receptor-like
Exons: 16
Coding region: 137-2746 (869 amino acids)
Cellular component (GO): membrane
Molecular function (GO): cytokine receptor activity; protein binding
Source: RefSeq, a predicted model, not a curated record
GACUAAACAAGCAUGGUUAGAUUAGUAUGAAGCCAGUCCUGAUGAGGACAGUCCAUUCAAAUGUACUGUAAUCUUUUUUUCCUCAGGUAACUCCCUUUGUGGACCUCAGAAUCUGACACUUACCAGCUCUGACCAGAUGAUCCUGAUAACAUGGCAAGAUGAGCCGUCAUGCUCUGCAGUACAGGAUGUGCUGAUCUAUGAGCUGAUGGUUCUCAUAGCCGACAAAAAAGAACAUUAUGAGGAAGUUGCUGUGAUGCCUGACCAGAUAGGAUCUACUCACUCCUGGAACUGGACGUCCUAUUUGGCGUUGGAGUGCGCUUCCCAUUCGGUCAGGCUCCGUUCCCGACACAAAAACCAUAAAAGCCCAUGGAAACAAGAACAAACUCUUCCUGGGAUGGAAACCUCAGAAAGACCAGAGGUUUUUCCAAGGGACAAAACGUUCAUGAUUGGCAGUAGAGUCACCUUCUGCUGCGUUCUGCCAGCGGGGAAAGUUUUUAAAAAAAUGUAUCUGUCUGAGUAUAGUAGAGCUAAUAUGAACGCUACCACGAUCAGCAAUCAGACACAUGCCUUGACCGUCCUCCUGAACCGGUUACCAAAAUAUGAUACCUUUAUUGUGUAUUGUGAAACAGAAGACAACAGUAAUAACCGUAAUGGGGCUGUUGUUGAAGUUGACUACCCACCUGAUUACAGCAACCUUACGUGUGAAACUCGAGAUCUGGAAUCAGUCGAAUGUUACUGGACAGAAGGAAGGAAAACGAGGUGGAAAAACAUAAGUUAUCAGCUGCUUGAAAGUCUAUGUACAAAGAUGGUGAAUUUGAGAUGCUCUCAAGAAGUGCAAGUAGAUGUUGGUGAGAAAAACUGGACUUUCACAGCAAAGAGUGGGUAUGGGAAGGUGGAGCUUUCAGACACUGCAGACCUGAUUAAAAGAGUGCACAUGCGCCCUCCAAACGAAGUCACAGCUUCAACUGUGAAUGCCAGAAAUGUCAGCCUGGAGUGGCGGUGGACGGUGCCAAAGUACAAUAAUCUCAGUAUAACAUGCCAAGUAAACAUUAACUGGGAUAAAAAUACCAGAGAGAGAACACAAGAAAGCUUUGGCGUCGGUCUUAAGUUUGUAGUUUUGAAUGACCUGAUACCGAAUUGGAAAUAUAUUGUGACAGUACGAUGUGGAACAACGCAUAAUUUCUGGAAGUGGGGUGACUGGAGCACAACUGUCAACUUGCACACAAAGGGUGAUGUUCCAGAUGCUCUUGAUGUGUGGAUGCAGAUGAAGGACAAAAAGAUUAUAACCAUCUGGAAAGUGCCUCUGGACAACCAGAGUCAUGGACACAUCGAAGACUAUGAAGUGACCUGGACAAAGACCACAGAGAGAGAACGACAAAAUAGAACCAAAGUGGCUCCCAACAACCACAGUCAUGCUCUCAGUCUGGACCCCACUGAAGAGUAUAUCAUCACAGUUACAGCCAGGAAUAUAAACGGCAGCUCACCCCCAUCAAACAUCACCAUCCCCAGCCUCAAUCCAGAGUCUUCAUUUUCAGACAGAACCAGAGUGAACACUUCUUGGAUCAUUGGCAGUAACGGUGGCUUCAACCUGUCCUGGUCUUCCAGCCCUACAGCCAGCUGUGGCUACAUCGUGGACUGGUGUCCAACCGGGCAGUGCAUUGUGGAGUGGCUGAAAGUGCCUCCCAAUGAGACUAAAGCCAAUAUAUUUUCAAAAACCUUCAAAAACGGACUGAGAUACUCGUUGUCCAUAUAUGCCUGCACCCAAGGAGCUCCAGUGCUACUAGAAAUAAGAGAGGGCUAUGUCAGGGAGGAAAGAAUACAAGACGGCCUGUUUAAAUCAUUGAAGGGGAAACAGCAGGAUUCAGAUUAUGAGGUAUCCUGGGACAAAAUAUCUUUACGAGAGCAGACUGCUUUCAUCCAAGGAUAUGUCCUGUAUUGUUUGGACAACAACAACAACAACAACAAUAUUGUCAAUUUCAGCACAGAUAAUCCUGAGGCCACCAGUCUGACAGCGAGAAAACUUUCAAUCAGUUCCUACACAUUCACAGUGAAGGCAAAGACAGCAGUUGGAGAAUGUGGCACUCAAUCCUUUACUGCCACCUUGAAUACACCGACUGAUAACUUGAUCAGUCCAGUCAUCAGUCCAGUCAUCACUGUUUUUGUUCUCCUUAUCCUCAUCGUCUUCCUUCUCUACAGACACUGGACAUGUAUCAAACAGAAGGUCUAUCCUCCGAUCCCGAAGCCGGUGUUGACAUCAACGGGUGAACAUUUAUUUCGUCCUCUUCACGUGGACCAGUGUUACCACAGUGAAGCAGAUAUCCUGGAUGUUCCGGAGCUGCAUCAUAGUACAGGAGCACCAAUGAAUGGUUUUGCUUGCCAGGAGGACAUGCCAUUUGUUUCUGCACAAAUUCCAAAGGAUUACUUAUUCCAGCCCUUGGAAAAGUGCACCCCACCACCCCUAAUUGUACCCACUACAGCCGUCCCAUCUCAGUCAGGGUUGCCAUCUUCUCCAUUCAGAAGUGUAAUUCCCAUCCCAUCAUACAGCCUGAUAAUGAAGCACUGGGAUCAGCAGUUCAACUCAGGUCCUGAGCUUCAGGGGGGAACAUCUUUAGAAAGAAGCACCGAUGAAUACCAGCCUCAGGAUUCCAUAGAAACCUUCACUAUAAACCAGACAGAAGGGGAUCGAGAUAGUCCAAUGUCCUGUGUUUCCUCUUACAUUUUGCUACCAAAGUCAUCUUCCAGAUAGCUGCUGCAUGCACAGCCUGUGUGGUAUGUUGUAAGUAGGGUUGCCAGAAAACAGAUUUGUUGUACACAUUUACGCAUUACAAUGUUAAGCAUAGUUUUAGUCAUGCUAAUGCCAUGGCUCUAGGGAUCUAGUGUAUCGGCACCAUGAGGUAGAUGCUUAUGUUUUUUAUUGAACAAUUUUGAUCCCCUAACUUUUCAUCCAGCACCAUUAUCGGGUCACAAUUUAAAUUUUUCCAAUACUUUGGUUUAUGACCAAAUACGUCCAAAACGCAUGACAUUCCCGUCUGUCUCAGCUGUACUUUGUGUUUAGUGCCAAUUAGCAAAUGUUUGCAUGGCCAAUACACGUGAAACACUGCCUCAUAGAGCUGCUUGUUAUAUCCAGAAAUCAGUGCUAGAUUAAUUAACUUGCUUCAGAUUAUUGAAGACAUUUCACCGCUCAUCCAAAAGGGUUCUUCCGUGCUGACUGACUGCUGGGGAGUCCCAGGCAUUUAACCUCUGUUGGGUCGUUUAAGGGGCCAGUAUACUCCAUCAGAAGUGCUUGUCGGAUCAUACUUGACACAACUAUUUCUGUCACUUUUCAUGUGAACAGCCGAGUGCAAAACUAUGAAUCUCUAUCAGGAGAGACUGUCUGGAAAUGUGUGCCAUAUCUACAUAGUCACAAAAAGUAAAAACUCAGGGCCGAAGUUGUCUUCUGCUAAGAUAAGUUUCACUUUCAGUUCAGUUCCCUGUCGGAAAGGAGAAGGAAAGGGCUGUCUGACGGCAAGAUAAAGCUGUGAAAAUCUUCUCAAUGUAGCGUACACUUAAAGGUGAACCUUUCUUUUAGGUGUUUUGCUGCAGGCCCCGUCCACAACACUUUAUUGCUUUGCUCCCGUGCUGGUACUCCUGUCUCUUUCUCCAAGAUGGGGGUGUGCCGACCGCCAUUUACUGUAUAGGUAAUACACUGACUAUGGAUAAGUACUGUACCUCAUACAACCCCACUUAAAAACACCCGAACUAUCCCUUUAACAUGCUCAAGAAUGUAAAGCAAGUUCAGUUGCCCCAUGUUGUAUACCAUGACCUGGAUGGCUGAGAAUCUUCACAGAUGUACUGUUAGAAUGAUCUAUGAUAAAGUUACAUACACUGGGAGUUAUAUUGUUGUCACAGUGGCUCGUGUCCAGAGGUCCUCUGACUUUUUGUUGCGACUGAAUUUGAGUUUAAAGGCGCUAAAUCAGUAUCCAGAGCAUUAAUAUAGCAACAACCAACUAUUUGCCAUUAGAGUUGGGCCGGUGUAAAAAUGUUCAAACCGGUUUGAUCUUGAGAAAAUAGCAAGAGUACACUAGAUUUUUAAAAAUGCUCCAGAAUAAAAACCAUGUAUAUAUACAGUAUAUACUGUAUAUAUGAUAUAUAUAUGAAUUUGUGAAUUCAGAUAUCUCGACAACUGGAAGCAGAUUUGAACCAGAGUGCAUUUCAUCGGUGUGACCAUGAGUUAACCGCGACUUGUGUGUGUUUUUCCCCCGUGAGUAAAACGGUAUUUCCUCGGUGUAAAACUUGAUACGAAAAAAAAAAACUAGUAACGUUAUACAUUUAACAUGUGAACUACUGUAUAUACCUCAAAAUAAAAUGGGAUAACUCUCCUGUCA